Molecule: messenger RNA, 3289 nt
Organism: Cygnus atratus (black swan)
Lineage: Eukaryota; Metazoa; Chordata; Aves; Anseriformes; Anatidae
Gene: VEGFA
Product: vascular endothelial growth factor A
Exons: 9
Coding region: 65-862 (265 amino acids)
Biological process (GO): positive regulation of angiogenesis; sprouting angiogenesis; vascular endothelial growth factor receptor signaling pathway
Cellular component (GO): membrane
Molecular function (GO): chemoattractant activity; heparin binding; vascular endothelial growth factor receptor 1 binding
Source: RefSeq, a predicted model, not a curated record
GGCGGCGGCGGAGGCGAGGCGGAGCGCGGCGGGCCCCGUUCCUCCGCGGCGUGCGGCGGCAACCAUGAACUUUCUGCUCACUUGGAUCCACUGGGGGCUGGCGGCGCUGCUCUAUCUGCAGAGCGCGGAGUUGUCGAAGGCUGCUCCUGCCCUGGGGGAUGGGGAGCGGAAACCCAACGAAGUUAUCAAAUUCCUGGAAGUCUACGAGCGCAGUUUCUGCAGGACAAUUGAGACCCUGGUGGACAUUUUCCAGGAGUACCCUGAUGAGGUGGAGUACAUAUUCAAGCCAUCCUGCGUGCCUCUGAUGAGAUGUGCGGGUUGCUGCGGCGAUGAGGGCCUAGAAUGUGUCCCUGUGGAUGUGUACAACGUCACGAUGGAGAUCAUGAGAAUUAAACCCCAUCAGAGUCAGCACAUAGCGCACAUGAGCUUCUUACAGCACAGUAAAUGUGACUGCAGACCAAAGAAAGAUGUCAAAAAUAAACAAGAAAAGUGGGCACAGAAACCCAGAUCUGACGGUCCUUCCUUCAUACCCCAGACCUGGAGCUUGCAUGACCCACGACCAUGGCAGUCAUUCCUAAUGCUUUACCCCGAGUCAGGGAAGUCCCGUCGUGUGUGUCCUACCAGAAUGGAUUCAAGAAAAUCAAAGCGAGGAAAGGGGAAGGGUCAAAAGAGAAAGCGCAAGAAAGGCCGGUACAAACCACCCAGCUUUCACUGUGAGCCUUGCUCAGAGAGGAGAAAGCACUUGUUUGUACAAGAUCCCCAGACCUGUAAAUGUUCCUGCAAAUUCACAGACUCACGUUGCAAGUCGAGGCAGCUUGAGUUAAACGAGCGCACUUGCAGAUGUGAAAAACCGAGACGGUGAGCAGCGGAAAAGAAGGGGGAACAGCCCUGUUUCUGGAGCCUGAUUUCUCGCCUGGACAGAAAAAUACAAAACAAAACACUAAUCCAAAUGAACCCUAAAAAUGAAGGAUCGGUAGAGCACAGCACUUUCAGUACGGACGAUGGACUCCGGAAGGAACAUUCCCCAAGGCACCCGCCGCACAGAAUUCACCUUUGGGUUUUGAACUGUUUUAUUUUAUUUUUCUUUUCAUGCUGCUAAAUAACAGAGCCAGGAAGACUAUAGGGGUGUAUUUGAUGGGUUUUCCCAUGCAUACAUAUAUAUGUGUGUAUACAUGCAUAUACAUAUAUAUAUAUGUAUAUAUAUUUUAACCACAUCUAUAUAUACAUAUAUGUAUAUCUUAACCACACACACACACACACACACACAUAUAUAUAUAAUAUAUAUAUAUAUACUGAUUAUUUUUUUUAACAUUGCUAAUGUUAUUGGUGUCUUCACUGGAUAAUACUCGACUGCUGUGGACACAAGCGGGCUACUUGGGGCAUAAGAAACAAGCUAAGACUGGACUUGAGUAGAAGCGCUGGGUGUAAACUUCUUAACUCUAACUGACUUGUGCGGCCUCCGCUGUUUCUCUGUAGAGUGUGCUGUACCACAAACCACCUUCUCCUUGCCUGGGACAGGGAGGAGAGGUGAUGGAGAGGAUGGGCAGGGAGUUCCAAAGAGCGGCAUCCUAGGGUGCGAUGGGUCAAAGGCCAAGGAAACGGCCAUCUGCGUGAUCAAGGAUUCCUCCUCCCCUCUCUUCCCCCAACCUUCGCCCUUACUCGUCUCAUAACCUGCCUGCCUUGCUGGGACAUGGGAUGUCAGUGUACAUUUUGCGUUGACUUUAUUCGCUAUAGAAACUUCGACAGAGAGGCAAUGCUGGCUUCUCUUAAGGAUGGUGGGCAGCUGAUGCGCACUAACUUUCCAUUCAAGGAAGUAUCACAGGAGUCUAGAUUCCCCGCCCUUGGUGGCUGCAAAAGGACAUAAGGCCUACAGUGUGCUGAAGCAAGAAUGGGGACCGGUGCAUAGCCACACAAUUGUUCAGCACUGUCUGCUUUCUUCAUGCACAGAGCUGCCACUCAAGAGCAUCCAAGAUGCUUAUGGAACAUUUCUGGAAAGGGAUAUUAAUCAAAAGUAUAUACACAGUAGGGGUGUGUGUGUGUGUAUGUGAGCGUCAAGAUUUUUUUAAUGGUGUACUGUAAAUAUCAGGCCCCUUUUCCAGCUCUUGGGCUGGGGAAUCAAAUGUGAAGGCAGCCGGAAUCCCCAAGCCGUGUCUGAAAAUCUUGGCUAUGUGUGUAUCUGCAAUAUACGCUGUGGUGUAUGUGAAACCCACCUUACACACGCGCGCACACACACACCCCUGAAAGCGUGUUUGUACAUCUAUGUGGAUAUAUAUAAUCUAGUUCUGUGAUUAAAAUUAUUAAUAAUAAUAAUAAUAAUCAAAAAGGUACUCGGUCUGUGUCAGAAAUCUGCCAAACAUCAUCUGCAAUUGAAUUUUUCAACGCCUGAUAAUGUACAACACGGAAAGCUUCCAAAAAAGACAAGACGGUCUAAAAACAGACUCACAACAAGUGACUACUAACCACUAGGAACUCCCCAUCCGACUGAUGGCUUUCAGAAGGAGAAAAAAAACACACGGGUGGGUGCUUGCAUCUGCAAUGUAUAAUACUCAUGCUGCAUCGUGCGCAAGACAGAGGCUUCCGUUGGGGGGGGAGGGAAGAGAAAGUGUUUUAUAUACUUAUUUAAUAUCCCUUUUUAAAUUAGAAAUUAAACAGAUAAUUUAAUUAAAGAGUAGGGAUUUUUCAGUAUUCUUUGUUAAUAUUUAAUUUCAACUAUUUAUAAGCCGUACCUCUUUUUUUUUUUUAUUUGUACUGGUUGUGUAUAAAUUUAACCUUCCUGUUGUCCCAUCCCAUCUCUCCCCAAUUGUUGGCAGAGUCAGUAGCAUGUUAUGGGCAGUUAUUUAAUUAAUUUCUCUAACACCUACCCCUACACAUUCCUAUUGAGACAAGGGUUAGAUAUACAUCUACAUACUAUAUAUAUAUUUGGCUAUGUGUUUGUAUAUAUAUAUAUAUGUUUAUGUAUAUGUGUGAUUUGGAUUAAAUAGACGCUACGAUUUUUUUAUAUAUGUAAAAAGAAGAGACAGGAAAAAUAGAAAAUUCUACAUCUUGAAUCUCUCUCCUUUUUAAUUUUAAUAUUUGUUAUCAUUUUAUUUAUUGGUGCUACUGUUUAUCUGUAAUAAUUGCGGGGAAAAAAGAUAUUAACACUACAUAUUGUGUCUAGUGAAUUUUUUCAAGAUAUUCCUUAGUGCAUAUUUAUUUUUAAACAAAGAAAUUACAGAUAUAUCUUAAAAAAACGACGACGACGACGACAAACAAACUUUUUUUGUAUUAAAGAAUUUAAUUCUGACCUUGA